UUUAUUUCUCGACGCCUGAUUUUAUUAUUUAUCUUUCUUGAAUUUUGAUCUCUCCAGUCCAGACCUCGGGCAUAUCGCCAAUUGAUCGAAUUAGGGUUCCGAGCCUGUUGUUGUACUAGGGCUUGAAAUAAUUUGGGGAAUUAAUUAAUUUAUGGAUUCGUGAUCGUCGUAAUUUGAGUUCGUGCAUUUUGGGAUUGAUUUGAAUUCUAUCUUGUGGAAGACGAUGGGCACUCCGGGGGAGAAUCAAGGGAAAGGGGGUUUCUUCGCGGCCAUGACAUCAGGGCUGUCUAUGUUCGGCAACGCCAUGCAUAGAUCUGUUAACGGAUUGCUUGGUUAUGAAGGGGUUGAAGUUAUAAAUCCUGAAGGAGGCAAAGAAGAUGCGGUAGAAGAAGCCCAAAGAGGAAGAUGGAAGCAGGAGGAGCGAGAUAACUACUGGAAAAUGAUGCAAAAAUACAUUGGUUCUGAUGUGACCUCGAUGGUGACACUCCCUGUCAUCAUUUUUGAGCCAAUGACAAUGAUUCAGAAAAUGGCCGAGUUAAUGGAAUACUCUUACCUUUUAGAUCAAGCAGAUAAAUGUGAAGAUCCAUACAUGCGAAUGGUGUAUGCGGCAUCAUGGGCUGUAUCCGUAUAUUUUGCCUACCAACGUACCUGGAAGCCUUUCAAUCCAAUUCUUGGCGAGACGUAUGAAAUGGCUAACCAUGGAGGGAUUACGUUUAUCUCAGAGCAGGUGAGCCACCAUCCUCCGAUGAGUGCUGGCCAUGCUGAAAAUGAGCAUUUCACAUAUGAUGUGACAUCUAAGUUGAGAACAAAGUUUUUAGGAAACUCUCUUGACGUCUAUCCAGUUGGGAGAACACGUGUGGUUCUUAAAAGAGAUGGUGUGGUCCUUGAUCUUGUACCUCCUCCAACCAAAGUCAACAAUCUGAUUUUCGGUCGCACCUGGAUUGAUUCGCCAGGAGAGAUGGUUAUGACAAAUUUGACUACGGGGGAUAAAGCUAUUCUCUAUUUUCAACCUUGUGGUUGGUUUGGGGCUAAUAGAUACGAGGUGGAUGGAUAUAUAUAUAAUGCUGAGGAAGAACCUAAAAUAUUGAUGACUGGCAAAUGGAGUGAGUCGAUGAGCUAUCAACCCUGUGAUUCAGAAGGAGAACCUCUCCCUGGUACAGAAUUGAAAGAGGUUUGGCAUGUUGCAGAAUCUCCACCAGAUGACAAAUAUCAGUUCACCUAUUUUGCACAUAAAAUAAACAGUUUCGACACUGCACCCAAGAAGUUGUUGGCAUCAGAUUCACGAUUACGUCCUGAUAGAUGGGAACUUGAGAAGGGUGAUCUGUCCAAAGCUGGUACUGCAAAAAGCAGUUUGGAGGAGAGACAGAGGGCUGAAAAGCGACACCGGGAAGCAAAAGGCGAACAGUUCUCCCCAAAAUGGUUUGAUCUGACUGAUGAAACUGCACCCACCCCGUGGGGCGACCUGGAGAUAUUCCGCUACAAUGGCAAGUACACAGAGCAUCGGCGGGCAGUCGACUCCUCCAACUCUGAUGACACGACUGAUGUCAAGUCAACAGAUUUCAGUCCCUGGCAAUAUCCCGAUCUGUCUGUAUAAGGUAAUAAUUCUAAUCUCGGACAUGCUGCAGUUGAUUUUUAAUAUUACCGGACUGCGUUCUUGGGGCAACAAAGAACUAUCCCCUAAGCCGGCCUCGGCAUCUGUAUGUUUAGAAGUAAUCUUAUUACAUUUCCUUCUCGAUGUAUUUCUGUUUAAAUAGAAGUGAUAUUUUUCGAUGUGUGCUCUUUUCGAGGACAUUCUAAGUUGUAGGGAAUAAGAACUUUGUUAGAUAAGUUUUGCCCGGA
This is a messenger RNA of Andrographis paniculata, 1839 nucleotides long. Its product is annotated as oxysterol-binding protein-related protein 3C. Gene Ontology annotation, molecular function: sterol binding. The record is from RefSeq and is a predicted model, not a curated record. The transcript is spliced from 10 exons. Lineage: Eukaryota; Viridiplantae; Streptophyta; Magnoliopsida; Lamiales; Acanthaceae. Gene Ontology annotation, cellular component: membrane; intracellular membrane-bounded organelle; cytosol. The coding region runs from base 224 to 1594 and encodes 456 amino acids.